Fragaria vesca subsp. vesca is the source of this 765-nucleotide messenger RNA. RefSeq names its product F-box/kelch-repeat protein At3g06240-like. The transcript has a single exon. The coding region runs from base 1 to 765 and encodes 254 amino acids. The record is from RefSeq and is a predicted model, not a curated record. Lineage: Eukaryota; Viridiplantae; Streptophyta; Magnoliopsida; Rosales; Rosaceae.
AUGGAGCCCCAUUUUCGGAUUGGAAUUGGAUUUGAUCACUCGACCAAUGAAUACAAGGUGAUUAACGGGCAGCAGAAUGACGAUGGAGUUGUGUUUAGUGUCUAUACAUUGCAGACUGAUUCUUGGCGAAAGAUCGACUGCUUAUUUCCCUACAGAGUUUUAGGACGUUAUGAUGGGAUCCUAGUGAAUGGUGGUGUUCAUUGGUUUGCGAGGAAGGUUACAGAUGAAUCAUUGGUGAUUAUAUCUUUCUCUUUAGCAGAGGAGAAGGUUAGAGAAAUUGAACUACCGCCCAAUAAUGCUUUUACUCAUCGAAUUCAAGUAGGGGCAUUCAGAGAUUGGCUAUGUAUAACAUCAUCAUCAAAAUAUUCAGUCACAUUUAAUGAAUUCUGGGUCAUGAAGAAUUACGGAGUGAGUGAGUCUUGGGCUAAAAUACGGGUCUCCAAACCAUACGAGAAACUAUCCCAUUCCGAUUUUUUGACAAAAUCUCAUGAUCUUAUGAUAUUCAAUAGAUCAUCAUUAGUUAUGUACAAUUUCAAUGACGACACAUAUUGGACUUUAUCGAUUGGCAAAGUCGGUGAAUUUAGAAGUAUUGGCAUCUAUGUGGAGACCCUGCCUGUCUUAACUCAUCGAUCAAGAACAAGAAGUUCCAAGGAAGAUGACAGUGACAUUAUCGAUAGGGCCAUACAAGAAUGGAUAUCAAUUCUCUCGGUGACAUCAUGGGAUAUCAAUUCCCAUUCUUUUAGGCAAAAGCUAAAAGUAGAGUGA